This is a messenger RNA of Monosiga brevicollis MX1, 964 nucleotides long. RefSeq lists its product as uncharacterized. The transcript is spliced from 8 exons. Lineage: Eukaryota; Choanoflagellata; Craspedida; Salpingoecidae. The record is from RefSeq and is a predicted model, not a curated record. Gene Ontology annotation, cellular component: membrane; Golgi apparatus. Bases 32 to 964 code for a protein of 310 amino acids. Gene Ontology annotation, biological process: retrograde vesicle-mediated transport, Golgi to endoplasmic reticulum.
GUGUGUGCGGCGGCGGCGGUGGCAGGCAAUCAUGGACGUGCCCCGCAUGAUGGCCGCCUUGCAAAAGGUAUCGCUUUACACGCGAGCCUUGGCUGGUGUUAUGGUCCUGCUCUACGUUUUGACGUUUAUACCUGGCGUCUACCGCUACCUCGCCGUCACCCCAGCCGAGGUUGCGCCUCCGCUCGUCCACAUCUGGGUCAUCAUCACUGGAGCCUAUAUUGAAGGAUCCAUCUUCGGGGAAUUCAUCGCCAUUGUCAACGUGGCCACGGUCCUGGCCACCACAGCCGCCUUUAUCUUUCUAUUCGCCGUGACAGGGGACAUUGGCAUGCUCUUCUGGCAGUUUUCCGGCUUUACGGGCUGUGUCGCGGGCUUUAUGGUGGCGUACAAGCAAGCCUAUCCACAGCACAGUCUAGUUCUUGGACCCCUGCGUCUGGAAAGCAAGGACGGGCCCUUGCUCUUGAUUCUGGUGCUCACCGUUUUGCGCCUGAUGCAUGUCAUCUCCAUGGCCCCUGUCCUGAUGGCAGUCUUUGGGUUUCUGGCAGCCUACAUCUUUCUCAGACACUAUCAAUAUCGUGACCACCUGCGGGGCGAUCCAUCCGAUGCUUUUGCGUUUGAAGAGUUUUUUCCCACUGGCACCCACAUUGCUUCACUGAUUCACAUCCGGGAUGCCCUCCGAAAUCGCUGUAGGAGUGUGGUCAGGCUUCUGUGCCCGAAAAACGGUCGGGCUUUCGACCUGAGCAAGACUUCACAGCUGCAUCUCAACAUGCCUGACCUGCGCAAUUCCGAGUCAAACCGCCGACAAGCCAAGGCUUUGCGAGAUCUGGAUCAACGCCUGCAGUCCGUUGUCGUGCAACAAGCACAACAAAAGCGCCAAGCGCCCAAUAAUGCUCCGGACUCGGCGGCCUCAGCCGAAAGCUCUGCCCCGCCGACCCUGUCGCCCACACCAGAACCAGCAACAGCCUGA